This is a messenger RNA of Acyrthosiphon pisum (pea aphid), 1943 nucleotides long. It is a transcript of the gene Mtpbeta, whose product is annotated as mitochondrial trifunctional protein beta subunit. Gene Ontology annotation, molecular function: acyltransferase activity, transferring groups other than amino-acyl groups. Gene Ontology annotation, biological process: fatty acid beta-oxidation. The record is from RefSeq and is a predicted model, not a curated record. Gene Ontology annotation, cellular component: mitochondrion. Bases 197 to 1606 code for a protein of 469 amino acids. The transcript has 9 exons. NCBI's taxonomy places the organism in Eukaryota, Metazoa, Arthropoda, Insecta, Hemiptera, Aphididae.
UUAUACUUACUACCUAUAAUCACAAGUCAUAACUUUGUACAAAUUGUACAUCAGAAAGACUAACCAGUCUGACCUUUGUUUUCUCUCCAAUUCGAACCUAUCGCUAUUUCCGCGUUCCGUUUGCUCACAUUAAAUCUGGUCGCCGUACUCACUAAUUUCGCACGCUACCGCCAUAACGUCCAGAUCUACGGCAACGAUGGCGUCCAAUCUGUUGAAAAAUAUUGUCAAAUUGGAUACCCGAGUGUCCGUGUCGCAAAACGUUUGCCUACCGAUCAGAUGUCUGUCGACAGCGUCUCCACGGGUGAAGGACAAGACCGGCAAAAAUAUAGUGUUUGUUGAUGGAGUGCGUACUCCGUUCUUAUUAUCGGGCACCGACUACGCUUCUUUAAUGCCUCAUCAAUUGGCUAAAGAAGCUCUAAUUGGUUUAAUGAGGAAAACAAACGUACCUCGUGAAGUAGUUGAUUACAUUGUUUACGGUACAGUAAUACAAGAAGUAAAAACUAGCAAUAUUGGACGAGAAGCUGCCCUUGCUGCUGGAUUCCCAAACUCAGUCCCAGCUCACACUGUUACAAUGGCAUGUAUCAGUUCAAAUCAAGGUAUUACAACUGGUAUUGGACUGAUUGCUGCUGGUGCAUACGAUGUAAUUGUAGCUGGUGGUGUUGAAUUCAUGUCUGAUGUUCCAAUUAGGCAUUCUCGUAAAAUGAGAAGUCUACUUUUGAGGGCAAACAAAGCCAAGACGCCAUUAGACAAAUUGAAACUUCUCUCAACAUUUAGACCAGAUUUUUUACUCCCGGAGUUGCCUGCUGUCGCUGAAUUUAGCUCUGGUGAAACCAUGGGCUUCUCUGCAGAUAGAUUGGCUGCUUCAUUUAAAGUCUCUCGAGAAGAACAAGAUCAAUAUGCUGUGAGAUCGCACACUAUGGCUAAAGAAGCCCAAGACAAUGGAUAUUUGACUGAUAUAGUACCUUUCAGAUUACCAAAUUCAUCCAAAGUAAUUGAAAAAGAUAAUGGAAUUAGAGUCUCACCUAUUGACAAAUUAGCAAAAUUGAAAGCAGCUUUUGUUAAACCACAUGGUACAGUAACUGCUGCAAAUUCAUCAUUUUUGACUGAUGGUGCAUCAGCUUGUCUCAUAAUGACUGAAGAAAAGGCCAAGCAAUUAGGCCUUAAACCUAAGCUUUACUUAAGAGAUUUUACUUAUGUAGCUCAAGAUCCCAUUGAUCAAUUGUUGCUUGGACCAACAUAUGCAACACCCAAAGUAUUAGAGAAAGCAGGUCUGAGUGUCAAUGAUAUUGAUGUGUGGGAAGUACAUGAAGCUUUUGCUGGACAAAUUUUAGCAAAUCUUAAAGCUAUGGACAGUGACUGGUUUGCCCAGAAAUACAUGAACAGGAAAAGCAAAGUUGGAAUACCAGACUUGUCUAAAUGGAACAAAUGGGGAGGAUCGUUGAGUAUUGGUCAUCCUUUUGCUGCAACUGGAGUACGCUUGACGGUGCACACUGCAAACAGGUUAGUGAGGGAAGAUGGUCAAUUUGGUUUGAUUGCCGCUUGUGCUGCUGGUGGACAGGGAGUUGGCAUGAUUGUUGAAAGACAUCCAGAUGCCACCGCUUUGUAAAUGGCAAUUUACACCUUGAAUCGUGUGCAAGUUGUAUGUGGUGAACUGGGAAUAACAUAAACUUAAAUUAAUUGAUCAUGAAUAUUUUAAAGUUCAUUUAUUAAUAACUGUUAUUAUUCCACUUGGUCCUUUUUUAAUGUUAUGCUUUUUUUUUUUAUUUCAGUCUUAAGGACAUAUCCCAUAAUAGAUAGUAUUUAAUUUAUUAUUUACCUAUUUGUAAUUUAUUUUUGUUCAACAAAUUUAAUAUAUUUUAAAUUUUUAACAAUUCUAUUUUACAAAAUUGUUAUACUUGCUUAAUUCAAAAUUGUUGAGAAUAAAGUUUAUUUUUAUGAUAAUA